Messenger RNA from Monodelphis domestica (gray short-tailed opossum), 6085 nucleotides. It is a transcript of the gene TRIL, whose product is annotated as TLR4 interactor with leucine rich repeats. Gene Ontology annotation, biological process: long-term memory. Gene Ontology annotation, cellular component: plasma membrane. The record is from RefSeq and is a predicted model, not a curated record. Gene Ontology annotation, molecular function: protein binding. NCBI's taxonomy places the organism in Eukaryota, Metazoa, Chordata, Mammalia, Didelphimorphia, Didelphidae.
GGAGCCAUGUUGGACAAGCUUCCCUACCAGGGGGCUGACGGCCCGCUCCCCCACUGCAGCCUCCUUCCCCAGAUACGCGGGGCCAGAACUCAGGCCCUCCUAUACAUGGCCCGCCUUUUCUAUCUGUAGGGUAGGUAGUGACAGCGCCGGCUCACCAGCCCUCUUCAGACAGCCUUGAUGUGCCUGCCAAAAACUUCCUAUAUAAUGCUGAUGGCCCCGCGCCAAGAGCUGGGAAAACUUCCUGCCCCAACUCCGGGAGGGUGGUUCCUCUCCAGGCAAUUGACUUCCACCGGAUUGUUCCAAGGGGACUCUCUCUCGCUGCUGCUGCUCUCGGGAAGGGGCCAGGUUACUCUUUUCUAAUAAAAAUGCCCCUGUGUGUCUGUAGAUCUCCACGGCCUCCCUGCUUAUGCCCUCCCGGCUCCCGCUCUCUGCAGGCUGUCCCCCUGCCCCCACUCUGCUGGCUGUCCCCCUCCUCUCCACCUUCCCUCUCCUCCUGCUUCCCCCCUCCCUCCUCCACCCCGCUAGCCCUCCUCCCCCGGCCCCCGCCUUCCCGUCCGUCCCAGGCCCCGCAGCUGGUUCCAAUCCGUCCUUUCCCAUUCGGAGGCCGCUCUCCCCGGAGCUGCCCAGAAGCAGCGCGCCGGCGGCUUCCUGCUCCCCCUCGCGGGGGGCUAGCUCCUCACCCCGCCGGAUCCUCUUUCCCGCCUGGUGUCCCAGGGGGGCCCAAGUGUGGGAAGUACGAGUUUCCGGCCCCGCUUGGGUUCCCUCCCCCCCUUUUCUUUCUUCUUUCCCCUCGGCACUUUGGGCCUUUCGGGCUCCGGCCGGCAGCUCCAGAGUCUGCUCGCCUGCAUCUUCCAGGCAGCGGUGUGCGGACACCCUCUCCGAGCAGCCAGGGUCCCCUUCACGAGUGGAUCCCCGGGGCCAGGCGGAGAAGGAGGAGAAGGAGGAGGAGGAGAAAGAGGAGGAGGAGCAGCAGCAGCAGCAAGGAGGAGGAGGAGGGGCAGGAGCCAUGAAAGUACUCAGAGACUGAGACUGGGAUUAGACGGAACAAGCACGGACCGGGAGCUCUGGGGAGAACUGAGCCAAGUCUCUCCCGCCUGCAGCCGAGCCAUUUGGACCGGGCCGAAGAUCAGGCCUUGCUGCAAGCGCUCAGAGGAGGGAAGGAAAGGAGGAGAGGGCUGACUCGUGCCCCGCCUAGGGGGUGCUGCUGCGCUCGGUCCUCUGGCUGGCAGGCAGCCGCCGGGGAGCGGAUGGUGCUAGCGCGCCCUGGCUCCAGACAAACUAGCUUCUCCCGGUGCGUCCGGCCAGCCAGGAGCCCUUUGGGAAGACCCGCCCCGAGGAGAGGGAGGGCUCCUACGGAGCUGCCCGGGGAACAAGCAGAGACUGCGGGCAGGGAGAGGGGCAUGAGGCAGAGAGCACGGGGCUGCGGCCAAAGCAGAGGCCCUACCCGCGCGCCGCGCGCAAGCAGUCGGUGGGUCCGGGAUGGAGGUCUGCUGGACGGUCAGCUUCUUGCUGCUCCUGGGCAGCUGCUUCUCCCUGCCGCCCCCGCCGCCGCCAUCAGAGCCCAUCUGUCCGGAGCGCUGCGACUGCCAGCACCAGCAGCACCUCCUGUGCACCAAUCGGGGGCUGCGUGCAGUCCCCAAGACCAGCGCCCUGCCCAGCCCGCAGGAGGUGCUGACCUACAGCCUCGGGGGCAACUUCAUAGCCAACAUCACAGCCUUCGACUUCCACCGUCUAGCUCAGCUGCGGCGCCUCGACUUGCAGUUUAAUCAGAUCCGUUCCCUGCACCCCAAGACCUUCGAGAAGCUCUCACGUCUGGAGGAGCUCUACCUGGGCAACAACUUGCUCGACGGUCUGGCCCCGGGCACCCUGGCGCCCCUGGCCAAGCUGCGCAUCCUCUAUGUCAAUGGCAACGAGAUCGGCCGGCUUAGCCGAGGCUCCUUCGAUGGCCUGGAGAGCCUGGUCAAACUGAGAUUGGAUGGCAACUCCCUUGGCUCGCUGCCCGACUCGGCCUUCGCGCCCUUGGGCAACCUACUUUACCUGCACCUGGAGGCCAAUCGCAUCCGCUUCCUAGGCAAGAACGCCUUCGCGCACUUGGGCAAGCUGCGCUUCCUCAACCUGUCUGGCAACGAGCUGCAGCCGUCGCUGCGCCACCCAGCCACCUUUGGGCCUCUGCGCUCCCUCAGUACUCUCAUCCUGUCGGCCAACAGCCUGCAGCAGCUGGGCGGCCGCGUCUUCCAGCAUCUGCCCCGCCUCGGUCUGCUUUCCCUAAGCGGGAACCAAUUGACUCACCUGGCCCCCGAGGCCUUCGUGGGACUGGGCGCCCUGCGGGAGCUACGCCUCGAAGGCAACCGGUUGCGCGAGCUGCCUGCGACGCUGCUGGACCCGCUGGGCAGCUUGGAGACCUUGGACCUGAGCCGCAACGACCUCUCGGCCCUGCACCCGGCCGCUUUCCGUCGUCUGUCCCGGCUGCGAGAGCUCAACCUGCGGGAAAACGCUCUAGACUCGCUGGCCGGGGAUAUUUUCGCCGCCAGCCCAGCCCUCUACCGCCUGGACCUGGACGGCAACGGCUGGACCUGCGACUGCCGCCUGAGCGGCUUGAAGCGUUGGAUGGGCCACUGGCACUCGCAGGGCCGCCUGCUGACCGUAUUCGUGCAAUGCCGCCACCCUUCCGCCCUGCGCGGCAAGUACCUGGACUACUUGGACGACGUGCAAUUGCAGAACGGCUCCUGUCAGGCUCCGGCGGCCUCCUCUUCCUCUCCUCCCUCAGUCCUGCCUGUGGUCUCUACGGCCUCUGGGGCCAGGGAGGAGCAGGGAGCUCCCCCUCUUGGUGGUCUGGGGAAACCCCAGCCGCAGCAGCAGCAGCGCUGGCGAGCCCUCCCCGGGGUGACCUGGGACGAGGGGGUCCAGACACACAGCAACAACCAGAGCGGCCUCAAACUAAGCCGGCGGGGUCCAGACCUCCAGCACGCGUCCCCCUCUUCAGCACCCGUGGAUCGGGUGGAGGAGCCCGAGGGGACGCGCCCAGCCUGGAAAGAUAACGGUCCCUCCUGGUCUACCCCGAGCUUUCAAGGGGACGCCUCGUCCAGCUUUGCCCCUUCGCCGGCCAGUGACUCCUGGCAGAGGGCGGAGAAGCAGCGCCUGGCCCUGAAAUCUCAGGAGCGGGCCGCUCCAUCCGUGGCCCAGGAGAUGCUGCCCCCACUGGUGUCGGAUCCGUGCGACUUUAACAAAUUUAUCCUUUGCAACCUGACGGUGGAGGCGGUGGGCACCGACACCGCCACGGUGCGCUGGGCUGUUCGUGAACACCGCAGCCCGCGGCCGCUGGACGGCGCCCGCUUUCGUCUGCUCUUCGACCGCUUUGGUCAGCAGCCCAAAUUCCACCGGUUUGUCUACCUGCCCGAGCGAAGCGACACUGCCACCCUGCGGGAGCUGCGAGGAGACACUCCCUACCUGGUGUGUGUGGAGGGUGUGCUCGGGGGUCGGGUCUGCCCCGUGGCCCCCCGGGACCACUGCGCGGGUCUAGUCACCCUGCCAGAAGCCGGGCACGUCGGGGGCCGCCCUGGAGGUGUGGACUACCAGCUGCUGACCCUGGUACUACUAGCUGUCAACGCUCUGUUGGUGUUCCUGGCACUGGCGGCCUGGGCAUCCCGCUGGCUGCGGAGGAAGCUGCGGGGUCGCCGGAAAGGGGGAGCCCCCGUGCAUGUGCGUCAAAUGUACUCCACCCGACGGCCUCUUCGCUCCAUGGGCACCGGGGUCUCCGCAGACUUUUCGGGCUUCCAGUCGCACCGGCCUCGCACGGCAGUGUGCGCCCUCAGUGAGGCGGAUCUCAUUGAAUUUCCUUGUGACCGAUUCAUGGACAGCGGGGGUGGCAGCGGAGGGAGCAGACGGGACGACCAUCUCAUGCAGCGCUUUGCCGACUGAGGCCCCUGGAGGUCCCUCUCGAUGGAGCAAACUCCCCCCUCGAAGGGUCCCCAGUAGGGAGCUCCUUCCCUCCAGCCUUCCCUCCCUUUGUGUCCCUUUUUGCCCCGGGUCUCCAGCCCUCAGUACAUGGACUUAACCAAGCCAGGAGAAAAAUCAGGCUGGGGGCCAGCUGAUGUGUGAAUGGAUCGGGAUCCUUUCCUCUGCUAUCAUUCCCAAGGGGGCAGCUUUGGUUUUGUUUGAGUAGAAAAUGGAUGAAUUAAUUGUGAUUCUCCCACCAGCUGGAUCCCGGGACUCUGCGGCCAGAGGCGGGCGGGAGCCCUUGGGCCAAGCCUUGGUGUGAAAUCCCUGCCGUGGAGAAAGACACACCUUUGUUUGCGUUUCCAAAACCCGAGGAACUUUCGAGCCUCCUGGAGAGGUCCGGGCAGCCGCCCCUUCUGGCCCGGAAGUCCCCGCCGAGGUAGGAAACAGGUGAAAUUUCUCCAGGCUUAAGCCCUGGGGCACCCUAUUCCUGCCUGCUUAGGGAUCAUUCAGGUGCUGUUCCGAUUUCAUCUGCUGAGACAAAUAAAGCCACAUGAAUUCUUUGAAACUGUGAAGCGGACUCUGCCAGUUCUGACAGUGAACCAACUCCUACGUACCACUAAUGAGCACGGACGUUGGCUAGCCAGCCUCGGCCUGAAGCUAUCUGAAGUUCAAUAAUGAAAUAACGAAGUAGGCAAACGGGCAACCGGACUUCAGGCUGCGAGCUUUCCUUGCUGGAAGCUCUGGGUACCAGUGGUGGAAGACCUGCCUUCUCCCUCUGCGUUUGUCCAUCUCCUCUUGCCUGCCUAAGGCAAAGGAGGAUCAGUGGCUGGUUGGAUGCCAAAGGAAUGCCUGAAGCUGACUUGAAGGACUCUGGAAGCCUCUGGUGGGUCUCCUCUGCAGCUCUGACAUGGGGCAUUAGAAUAAACGUGAGGGGGGCUUGAUCCAAGAUUUUGCAGAAAUCAUCCAGUGGCCCCGUUCCUUUGUGGUCUGUAAUUAGAAGGUAAAUCUGGCUUCCUAAUUGGAGAAGUGAGUGAGGAGGCAACUCUUCAGCGAUGUUCAGCCAUGGGUGAGCCCUUCAAUGCCUUAUUCUAUAUUGAAUGGAAGAAGUUGUGGACACCAUGUGAAACUGCCCUGUGCCAAUGAGUGUCUUUCUACUAAAGCCAGCAGAUUCUUUUAGAAUCACUGUGAAAGAACUAUUAUUUUUUUAAAAUUAACCCAUAUGUUAAAUGCCCAGUGUUUGACUCUGCUAUCGACUCUAGAUAAAGUUACAUCCUAGCUUUUAGAAAACACUUGUAGUCUUUUCUUUUGAAACCUGGUUUUGUUUCCAGAACUUAGGGUAAAACGCUUGAAACUUGGAAGUUCUUUACUUUAUGGGAUUGUUAUUCCUUCCUUUGUAUUUACCCAAGUCUGCAUCUGACACUAAAUAUAGAGCUUUGGUUUACAUGAAUAAUCCUGUGUGUGUGUGUGUGUGUGUGUGUGUGUGUGUGUGUGUGUGUGUGCACCUUUACGUGUGUUGGUCUGGGAGCACUGUCUUUUAGAGGUUCUUAACUGUGGAUCUGUUUCAGAAGGGGAUGCUUUGGAGACCAGUAGACUGAUGCUAAGUCUCCUUUUUUGAUCUUUUUAUUUAGUGCAUUUAAAACUUCCUGGGGGUCUGGAUAGCUCCCAUUUAGGGCAUCACACUGGGUCCAGAUAGGCCUGGACUAACAGUGCUGCUAUCUAAUGGUUGUGCUGGGGACCAUCAAGCUAACAUUCUUUGCCUUAUGAGCAGCUAUACCAGAGAGCCCAAGAGAGCAUAGCCUUGUGCUAAUUAGUCUGCCAAGCCUCCUUUCCCAUCCCAGAUGGGGAAACUUGUGUUGGUCCUUUCUGUCCAACACCUUUCAGAUUCUUUUAUUUUUUUCCUUCCCAUAAGUCCUCUGACUUGUAUCCAUUUCUUUUGCUCAUGAUUAUAUUCAUGAGCCUCAAAGGAAGAGUGAUAGAAGAGGCUAUUGUGUUUGCUCUCCAAUAUUCCAUGGUUGAGCAUCCCUGUAUUAGCAAGGCAUGCAUCCUAUUCCCAAUCCUUGUCCUGGCUCAUCUUCCAAUAGGAAAUGCUCCCAUGCUGUAUGUGUUUAUGGUUAGCUACAUCAAUAAACCCAUUUCCUAAUAGAAA